AUGUUUAGAAACAAUUACGAUGGUGAUACAGUGACUUUUUCUCCUACCGGUCGUUUAUUUCAAGUUGAAUAUGCGUUGGAAGCUAUUAAGCAAGGUAGUGUAACAGUUGGACUAAGGUCAUCUAAACAUGCAGUCCUAGUCGCAUUGAAGAGAAAUGCUGAUGAAUUAUCAUCAUAUCAGAAAAAGAUUAUUAAAUGUGAUGAACAUUUAGGCCUUUCCCUAGCUGGUCUAGCACCUGAUGCUCGAGUAUUAAGUACCUAUUUAAGACAGCAAUGUAAUUACUCUAAAUUAGUUUUUAACAGAAAAUUAUCAGUAGAAAAAGCAGGGCAUCUAUUGUCUGAUAAAGCUCAAAAGAAUACACAAUCCUACGGUGGCAGACCAUAUGGUGUGGGAUUGUUGGUUGUAGGUUAUGAUAACAGCGGUCCUCAUUUAUUGGAAUUCCAACCUUCCGGUAAUAUAUUAGAGUUAUAUGGAUCUGCAAUUGGUGCUAGAUCACAAGGUUCUAAGACAUAUUUAGAAAGGGUAUUGAAAGAUUUCACUGAAAUUGAAGAUGUUAAUGAAUUGAUUAAAGUUGGGGUGGAGGCUAUUAGGCAAUCUUUAAAAGAUGAAACUCUAACUGUAGAUAAUCUUUCCAUUGCAGCUGUUGGUAAAGAUUUACCAUUCACAGUAUAUGACGGCGAAUUAGUUAGACCAUUUUUAUAA
Arxiozyma heterogenica is the source of this 702-nucleotide messenger RNA. It is a transcript of the gene PRE5, whose product is annotated as proteasome core particle subunit alpha 6. NCBI's taxonomy places the organism in Eukaryota, Fungi, Ascomycota, Saccharomycetes, Saccharomycetales, Saccharomycetaceae. The coding region runs from base 1 to 702 and encodes 233 amino acids. Gene Ontology annotation, biological process: proteasomal protein catabolic process; ubiquitin-dependent protein catabolic process. The transcript has a single exon. Gene Ontology annotation, cellular component: proteasome core complex; proteasome core complex, alpha-subunit complex; nucleus. The record is from RefSeq and is a predicted model, not a curated record.